Triticum aestivum (bread wheat) is the source of this 1617-nucleotide messenger RNA. RefSeq names its product two-component response regulator ORR29. The transcript has 7 exons. Gene Ontology annotation, biological process: cytokinin-activated signaling pathway; phosphorelay signal transduction system. The record is from RefSeq and is a predicted model, not a curated record. Lineage: Eukaryota; Viridiplantae; Streptophyta; Magnoliopsida; Poales; Poaceae. Bases 93 to 1244 code for a protein of 383 amino acids. Gene Ontology annotation, molecular function: DNA binding.
UUGUUGAGCUAUAAAUAGCCACCAAUGCCCAAUUGCCACAUUCACGCAUACAGAAAAUAGAAGCAAAUAGAGCUCUAGGUUUGAGAAUCCCCAUGGCAGAAAGAGCAGAAGGAAGGCCCUCAGAUGCGCUCAGCGUGAUGGUCAUUGAUGAAGAUGAGUUCCAUGCCAACUCUGCAAAAUCCAUUCUCUCUGAAUUGAACUAUUAUGUGGCAGUCUAUACAAGUCCCAUAGAAGCGCUCGGUAUUCUUGAAAAGAAAGCACAUGAUGUUGAUUUUGUCAUAGCAGCGGUGGACAUGGAAGAGUUGAAUGGCUUUCAGUUCCUGGAAGCAGCCAAAGAUAUGCAUCGAAACCUUCAAGUGAUCAUGAUGUCAGUAGAUACAACAAUGUACACAAUGAAGAGAUCUAUUGAACUUGGUGCUCGUUUUUUGGCGAAGAAGCCUCUUGAUGCUACUACCAUUCACAAUAUGUGGCAACAUCUUGAUGUAAAAGUUCUUAGGCUGAACAGGAUGAAGUAUCUGUUUCAAGGUGUUGGAGAUAAAGCGCAAGAUGGAGAAGAAGUUGGAGAGUCUGUAGAACAGCAAAAGGAUGGAACUAAAACGACCACUCAUUUCAAAUGGAUACCUUUCCUGGAGAGCAAGUUUUUAUAUGCCCUUCAAAUACUUGGAGCAAAUGCAUCGCCCAGCAAGAUAAAGAUAAUCAUGAACGUGGAUACUGUUACGAGGAAACAAAUUUCUGCGCAUCUGCAGAAACAUCGAAAGCGUAUGAAAAGGGAACAAAACAUGGCAAUGUUUAUGGAUAGCUACGGGAAUUGUGCCUCAAGUUCUAAAUCCGUGAAGACUCGUCAUACAAUCCCUUACAUGUCGGGCUAUCAUUCAGAAGACGAUGUCCAAAGAACAAUGAUGCCAAACUUGUUUGGAGACACUCAAGGCGUUGAUGUAUCUGCAGCAAUGCGAAGAGCCUUACAACUUGGGGCUGUUUUUGACGAGUUCCAGUAUUCCAAUGGUCCUUCUAGUGACGAACCAUGUGAAGUUAUAGGACAUAUAACAGGAGAAGAUGGCAUUGUUGAUGAAGCUAAUGGCUCAAAUUCAUCUAGUCGUGAUCAAGUUGCUGCUCAAACAUACAAUUCAAGAGCUACACAAGCAAUCACAUUCCGGAACAAUUAUCAUCAUGACCAAGUCUCCAACAUAAGUAAGGUUCCAGUUGAGGGCCUUGUAGACUAUCCAGAUUCCGAGGAUUCUGAUUAACAGGAGAUACCUUAAUUCAACUAGAUAUUAUUGAGUAUGGACCUGAAAUCUCACUAGACUCUAUGGUGAGUUGAAGGUAAUAUUAGGGGCCUAAUCAAAGUGUCAUUAUUUUCUUUGCAAGAUUGACCAAGACAUUCCAAUAAGAUUGAAUCGUGAGUGCUAGAAACUAAGAAACAAGAUAGCUUACUCUCCGAUUUAUACUAGAUAUACUAGUUCGCUAUUCUUGUAAAGAAAAUCAUGAGUGAGAACGACAUCGUACCAGUUUGGACGAAAAAGACGACUAGGCGUCCCUCAUGGACAUCCAGGUCGCCGACGAACCCAACUCCACCCGUAGAGUCAGCUGCACGCCACCUCGAUCUCCCUCUAUAUGGGA